CCCUCUCGGUACCCGUACGUCGCGGGACGGCUGUGCGGAGGUUUGCGCGACGUCGGCUUUGUGGCGGAAGCAGGAAAAGGAGGAGGAAGUGUUGCCCUGUGCAGGGGGCUUUAACUUUAGGGCUGGGGGCGAAUUGUUUCUCAAAAGCUCCGAGGUGCUUGGGUGGCUGUAGCUCCUCGCUGGGCGAGAGGCGGCUACAGCGCGCGCGGAGGUGUCCGUGGACCCGAGUUCGCGAUGCUGGCCUAGGAGCACCGAAACCGUUCUAAAGGGGCCACCCGCUUCCGCCUGGCUCGCUUUAAGGGGUGUGUUCAGAGUGGCGGGAGGCCUAGAUUGCCCUCUGGUCCGGCCUCUGCCACCGAUUUCUGUGCGCCCUUGUUCCCUCUGAAUCUCAACAUCCUCACCUGUGUAUCCUGUGCUUUUCUUGAUUGGGGACACCGAAUCCAGUCUCAGUUCUUCAACUGAAUCAGACACCAUGGAGGCACCCCCCGUCACGAUGAUGCCUGUUACCGGGGGCACCAUUAACAUGAUGGAGUACCUGCUGCAGGGAAGUGUUUUAGAUCACAGCUUGGAAAGCCUUAUCCAUCGCCUUCGUGGUUUGUGUGACAACAUGGAACCUGAGACUUUCCUGGACCAUGAGAUGGUAUUCCUCCUUAAAGGCCAGCAGGCCAGUCCAUUUGUUCUAAGGGCCCGGCGCUCUAUGGAUAGGGCAGGGGCACCCUGGCAUCUACGCUACCUGGGACAGCCUGAAGUGGGAGACAAAAACCGCCAUGCCCUGGUGAGAAACUGCGUGGACAUUGCAACAUCUGAGAACCUCACUGACUUCCUGAUGGAAAUGGGCUUCCGCAUGGACCAUGAGUUUGUAGCCAAAGGACACUUGUUCCGGAAGGGCAUCAUGAAGAUUAUGGUGUACAAGAUCUUCCGUAUCCUGGUGCCUGGAAGCACAGACAGCACUGAGGCCUUGUCACUCUCCUAUCUUGUGGAACUAAGUGUUGUUGCCCCAGCUGGGCAGGACAUGGUCUCUGAUGACAUGAGGAACUUUGCAGAGCAGCUAAAACCUCUAGUUCACCUAGAGAAAAUAGACCCCAAACGGCUCAUGUGACUAAGACAGUCUGUCCACCAUUGGGGCCUAUCUUCCCCUGUUACAAAAAAGACAUUAUAAUUGUCCCAUUUCACUACUGCCAGCCAGGCAUCCUUCCCUCAGGAAGGAGGACAGUAAAAACUUAAUUGGUUCUUUUCUGUUUUCCUCAGGUGGCAAGUUCACUUUUGUGACAGCCUUUCUAAAUUAAAGGCUCAGGAAAACAUGGAGAAUCUAUUUAAUCCUUCUGCAUAAAGAGAGGAAAUGAGAAUAAAUUAACUUCUAGAAAGAAAAAUCUCUUAAUUGUUUUUGCCAUUUGUGUGUAAGGUUUGUAAAAUAAGACUGAGCUCAGAUUAUGUGGUAAUAAAGGCUAUGAAGGGAAAUGUCUGUAUUUCUGACUCUACCCAAUUACUCUGCUAGUUUGGGACGGAUUCAUUACUAUUUGGAGUUAAAAAACUGACAGUUUUAAGUUUUAAUUUUGGAACAGAUGAUCGUUUUUACCUCUCAUAAAAGCAUGUGUUUGUUGUUGAAAAAAAUUUAAAUAUAAAAAUAAGAAAAAUAACCUGUAAUCUUAAUAUUCAAAGAAAUGUACUAUUUCUAUUUUGGUAUACUAUAUCUUCCUAGUCUUUAUUUUUGUAAAUUUAUGUAUAUGAGAUACACUUAUUUUAUAAAAAUACUCUGUACAUA
This is a messenger RNA of Eptesicus fuscus (big brown bat), 1762 nucleotides long. RefSeq names its product mediator complex subunit 18 (gene MED18). Gene Ontology annotation, biological process: termination of RNA polymerase II transcription; regulation of transcription by RNA polymerase II. The coding region runs from base 473 to 1099 and encodes 208 amino acids. Gene Ontology annotation, cellular component: core mediator complex; mediator complex. Lineage: Eukaryota; Metazoa; Chordata; Mammalia; Chiroptera; Vespertilionidae. The transcript is spliced from 3 exons. Gene Ontology annotation, molecular function: transcription coregulator activity. The record is from RefSeq and is a predicted model, not a curated record.